AUGGAGCACUCAUCACGGUCCUCUGCCCCUCUAGAAUCAGGAGGUAACCCUGAGACGAGUUUAAACAGCCUGAUGCCAGCACCAACAUCCGCAGAUGAUGCACAGGUUUCUUCGAAAACUGUGCCGAAAAAUGGUAAAAAUGGACGUAAGGCUGUUGAGUCUAUCUCCUCUGAUAAGCCGAACUCUCAGGUUAAAAGACCUAGGAGAACCACUUCUCAGUAUGUGGAUUAUAACUUGAAAAAGCGAAGAAUUAUACCGCCUGAUGACUAUUCCAAAAGGGGGAAGCCCAGUAGUGUAACAGCCAGUAACUCAGAGGGGGACAGCGAUAUUUUCGAAGAGGACCAAAAAAGUAUUAUAGACCUCGAUGAAAAUGGUACACCCCAAAUGAAUGAGCCAAAACAUAUUAUAGAUGCAAAAAAUGGAGCCACAGGAGUUUUUCUUAGUCAAGGACCUUCAGAAAAAAUCAAAAAGGAGUAUCUUUGGAAUUACAAGAAGAAUUCAUCCGGAUCACUCACUAAUAACAUUAAUAAUAAUAAAAACUCAAAUUCUGAAAUGAUUAUACAGCCAGAUUGGAAUUUUCAAGAUAAGUUGCUUGAGAAUGAACUAUACAAAUCAAAGCUUAGAACGGUAAAAUCUGAGUCAAUGACUAAGUUAAGUAGUUUGCGAGAACAAUUAAGGGCAAAGGAUAUACACGAAAAUGAAAGGGAUAAACUAAUAGAUAAUGUCAAUCGAACGGAGCAAGAAUCCAACGAUUGCAAUCAUAGUAGUCGCCAUUCUACAACGCACAUAAAAAUUAAGGCCACAAUAUCAAAAGAAUCAAAGAGCAAGUUAUUUGGACAAAAUUCAAUUGCAAAUUUGCCCCCUAAUAGCAAUUGUACAAAACCAAAUAACUCAAGGUUAACAAAUCCAGCGGAGGAGAUUGAAAAUGAUGAUUUUUGUUCGUCCUGCUCACAGACAGGUUCAUUUUUAUGUUGCGAUACAUGCCCUAGAUCGUUUCAUUUCCUUUGCUUAAAUCCUCCGCUAAAUGCAAACAAUUUACCCGAAGGUGAUUGGUCAUGCCCACAAUGUACAUUCAAGCUCAAAUACAGCAGUCAAACCCAAAUUAAAAAAGUUGAAAAAGAUUUCAUACAGAAUAAAUUACCUACAAAGGGAAAGCUUUUUGGCAAAUUAAUUUUUCAGUUGGGGGCAACAAAUCCAAGACAAUUCAAGCUACCCCAUGCGAUAAGGGACUACUUCGUCAAUAUAAAUACAGGGUCAAGAGAUCAAUAUCAGGACGAAAAAGAAAAGGACCCUUUAACAGAGAAGCAAUUGUUCGGUACGCCGUACGGCCAAAGUAUCACAAAAUUAGACGCAUAUAAUCCAGAUUCGCAUUUCGACCCAGAAACAGGAGAGCUAUUACUAUGUUAUAAAUGCGGCAAAUCCAAAAUGGGCACUUGGGAUAAUCCAAACGAUUCUCGUUUGAUAACGAGGUGUGAUUAUUGCCGUACUCCUUGGCAUUUGGAUUGUAUACCUGAAGUUCCCCGAGCUUCUUUAAAAAAUUUGGGGACAAAUUGGAAAUGCCCUCUUCAUGCUCCGACGGACAAAUUAAUGCAUAAACAGCGAAGAAUGACGAAAAAUCAAAAAUUUAUAGAGCCAUUCCAAACUUGUGGUUUUAAAAAUAAUGGUGAUAUUGAUGUAGACUUAGUCGAAAUAUCAGCACCAGGCUCCAGGCAGAUGAUAGAAUCGGCAAAAAAUAUAGGCAACUUUCCUCCAGUUCCCAUAUUAAAAGAGAGCUCUAUUAAAUUAGAUUUCAUGGACAAAAUAUAUCGUGCUAAAAAAGUUCGGAGGGAUAAUGAAUUAAAAUGUCAGGAACAUUUAAUUGAUCGACUAAUUGUAUCUUCAUCGUUGGUAGCAAUGGAGAAUAAUCACAGCAACUUAGCAGAGCUAAUAUCAUUCAUCUAUUUCACAUUAAAUAAAGAUGCACAUGCAAAAAAGUUGUGGGAUUUCAAAGAACUUUGCCAUGUUGCCGAACAGGAAUUGGAAAAGGUUGAAAUAUCCUCUGGAGAAAUAAAACAACUCAUAAUACUAAAGAAGCUGCUAGAAUCAAAACCGAAAGAAGAGUUGAUAAGAUUUUUUAAUUUGGAGCCUUAA
Zygotorulaspora mrakii is the source of this 2130-nucleotide messenger RNA. It is a transcript of the gene RCO1, whose product is annotated as Rco1p. NCBI's taxonomy places the organism in Eukaryota, Fungi, Ascomycota, Saccharomycetes, Saccharomycetales, Saccharomycetaceae. Gene Ontology annotation, biological process: regulation of transcription by RNA polymerase II. Gene Ontology annotation, cellular component: Rpd3S complex. The transcript has a single exon. Bases 1 to 2130 code for a protein of 709 amino acids. The record is from RefSeq and is a predicted model, not a curated record.